AUGGCGGCGCUCGUGGGGUGGCUCCGCGGCGUCGUGGGGCGGGAGUGGUGGACUAGAGCGCUCCCAGCGGAGCGCGGGGUCUGCCGAAUCGCCGACGACGACGUCGACCACGAGCGGGUGCUGCUGCAUUACGUGGCGGAGGGCGAACGGGUCAUCCUGUCCCCAGAGGGUGGCAUCUACGCGGAGGACAUGAGAUGUGGUAACGCCGAGACCGGGCCUGCCCGAUCCUUCCUGCUGGUGCUGCAGAUGAGCAGGAUGCGGAGGCUGUAUCGCGUCGAGGAGGCGCUGGGGCCCGAGAAGCGGGCCGAUGCGUUGACGCGGGGCCGUCAGGCGGCGCUGGAUGUAGAGGCGGCGUUGCCUGAGCCGAGGGAGGCCGGGGCCGUGAGCGGCCAGCGGGUCUCGCGGCAGGAGGCCGCUGGCAAGCUGUUGGCCGCGGAGCGGGGCUGCCUGCUGCGCCUGGGCGUGGCCGUGGCUCUCCUGGGCGGGACGCUGCUGGAGGCUCCUGCUGUGGGUCAUGCUUGGGUCGGCCGCAGCGGCGGGCCUGGCGUCGCGAUCGGGGCGGAGGUCGGCGUGACGAAGACCGAAGGCCUGAGCUUCGAGGACGGGCCCGAGCCGUUCGGUGUGCUGAGGGCCGCCGACGGUGGCACGGGGCGAUUCGGCCGGCUGGACGCGGGGUGGGUCCCUGGGCGCCUGGCCGAAGAGAGUGCAUUCUGGCAUGAUCUAGGCAGGAGCCAGGCGCGUGCCAUGGGCCCCGGGCGCCGACGCGCUGCGGCCGCGGCGCCACUCGAGGAUGAGGAGCCCGCCGAGCCCCUGGGCGGCACGGCUACGCCCGGGCUGGCGCCGCCGCCCCUGGCGGAGCCGCUGGGCGAGCAGCGCGACGCCCUCGCCCGCACGCUCGGGGGCGUCUGCGACGAGCAGGGCGGACGGAUCAGACGAUGGUGGGACGUGGUAGGCGAGUCGAGGCAGGGGCGCCGCCCAGGCGCACAGGUGGGCGGACCGCCUGGGGCUCUCCACAAGUGCAAGUACAUGGGGAGGCACGGUGGCGACCCGCGCCUCUGGGCCGACCUCGCCAUACGCGUGAGGGGCCUUGGGCAGAAUGACUGCGUGGUGCACAAGCUGAGGACGAUCGUGGAGGCCUUGUACCAGGGUUUGUUAUGUGACCAGCUGAACAUGAGCGGCCUUAUGAUGGUGGAGGAGAUGACUCGCCGCGUGACCGCCAUGGUGGAAGCCUACGCAGACCCGCCCAAGCCGAGCUGGAGGAAGGCGCGCAUCUUCGCGGACGCGAGCUCGGAUAAGGACGUCUCGGGGCCAGAGCUCAGGGGCUACAUCCACCGGCGGGCGAAGAAGCCGCACGAGGUGGAGCAGGCGCAGAGUCGGGCGCGCACGCUACGCGGGGCGCCUACAGGGACCGUCGGCGGAGCAGAAGCCCGCAGCUUCCUGCCGCUCCCGCUGCUGGGCGACGCUGGCCGCCGAAUUCGCGGCAGGUCAACGGCAUCGUCGAUGCCGCUAACUGGAUGUCGGGGUAACUCGCUUCAUGGCCCAGCCAAUGACAUGCAGCGGGAUGUACUUGCGCGCUUCGAGGGCCUCGUUCGGGGCCGGCAGCCGGACGCCAAGUUGCAGGAGCCGCAGGCGGCCCUCCGGGAGCUGCUGCGGGGCCGCUCGCCAUAUGACGGGCGCAGCGGCCCGACGACGGUCGCCUCCUACAGUGCAGGGCUCGUCAGCAUGCCGACGGACGUGAGCGACUGCCCGCGUCUUGAGGACAUAUUGCCUGGCGAGGCCCUUACCUUCCUGCAGGAGCGCCAAGAGCGCAUGUUGCGAGAAUCACCCUUGCCGACCGACGUCGAGCCAUACUUCGACUCGGUCCUCAAGUUCAACCACAAGGAGUACCGCGGCCUGGUGCGCCGGCUGCUGUCGGCUGGCAUUCUGGGGUGGACUCUAACACCGAAAGAGAGAAUUGGGAUGUUCUUUGUGUGGAAGGAUGGGCGGCGCCGACUUCGCCUCAUAGUCGACGCCCGCCGUGCGAACGCCCACUUCAGGGAUCCUCCUGGGGUGGAGCUUUUGAGCAGCGAGGGCCUCGCCAGAAUCGAGGUGCACAUGCCAGACACGGGCUUCUCAAGUUACGAGGACCUCCGCGCCGCGCUGGAGGCGCAGCAGGUGUACAUCGGCAUGGCGGACGUGAAGGACUGCUUUCAUCGGAUGCGUAUUGAUUCGGCCCUCUCGCAAUAUUUCUGCCUGCCGCCGGUCAAGGCGGGGGCUUUCGGCGUGACCGAAGUCGAGGGGGCCAAGGUGCAGACGUCGACGGCCAUCUACCCUUGCUGGCAGGUCCUGCCCAUGGGUUUCAGCUGGUCCCUCUACUUCGCCCAGCGGGCCAACGAGGAGGUGAGUCGCCGCAGCAGCGCGCUCCUCUGGGGGCCCAGUCUUUCAGACCAUGGGCCACCGCUCGUGCUCGCGCCUGGCAGGGCGCCCCAGGAGGUCAGGCACUACGUGUACGUUGACAACUUGGGGGUCUUCUCGCUAUUCUCUGAGCUCGUGAGCGGCGUGAUGAACCAGCUGACAGGCGAGUUCACCGAGCUGAACCUACUGUUGCACAAGGACGAGCUGGUGCCGGGCAAGGCCGUGCGAGGCCUCCUAGCCCGCCGCCGUGUCAAGGGGUGGGCCGUGGAGGCAGUGCUGGGCCACCUAACCUUCUGUGGCCUCUGCUCGCGCGGCACCUUGUCGGCCUUCAAUUCAGUUUACGGCUUUGUGCGAGCCCACUACGACGAGGCGGCCGUGCUAUGGGCCGAGGCGCGGCGAGAGCUGGCCGCCUUCAGCUCCCUGAUGUACUUCCUGGAGUCAGAUUGGUGGCUGCCUUGGAAUCCGUUGGUGCAGCAGUCAGAUGCCAGUCUUCACGGCUACGGACUGGCAAGGGCUUUCUGGCCGCGGGAGCUGGUGGAGUCAGUCGGGCGCGUGCCUGAGCGAGCCCGCUUUCGCCGGCGCUGCGCGCACAGUGCUCGAGAGGCUGCGCUCUGUGCAGCUGGUUUCAGCAUGAGCGAGAGUGGAAAAUGGAUACUCAAGGGCCUUCCUGAAGAGGAGGAGGAGCUGGGCCAGUGGGACGUUGCGAGGGACUUCCCGGAGGUGCCCGCCCAGGGGCUCCGCGCAGGUCUGUGGGAGCCCUGCUUCGCGAGAGCCUGGCAGCACCCUGAGGGCAUCUUGACCUUAGAGGCCCGAGCCCUGGUCAGCAGCAUACAUCGCAACGCCACCACGGUCUUUGGGUCCCACAUACGUCAGUUGCUGCUCUGUGACAAUAUGUCGGUCGUGCUAAGCUUCAAUCGAGGGCCGUCAGCCCACGGCCAGGAGGCGAGAUGCACGCGGCAGCUUGCCCCUGCGCCGCCAGUAGCGCCGCAGCCGCCGCCGGCAGCUCGGCGGGAGCAUCAGCUGUGCGAGUCGGAGCUCCUGAAGACAGCGGUGCUGAGCCGCCCCCUGCCGCGGAGCCCGGGGCAGAUGGCGGAGGACCUGGGGAAGGUGCCUGUGCCAGCGGAGCCCGCUCAGGGAGCGCGAGAGAGCGUCGGCCCCUGCGACAGCGGGAGCUCCGGGCCCGAGGUCGCGACCGGCGCCGCGCGGCAGCGCAGGCUCGCGCAGUCGCAAGAGCGCCUUGCCCACCACUACGGGAUGACCACCGGCGAGGAGGGGUUCUCUUACCUGGAGCGGGGGGCCGUGCGGACCCCGUCGCUGCGCGAGUACCAGAGGGCCUGGGACGGAUGGCGGGACUUUGCCCGUCGGAGCUGGCCCCCGGUGAGCAUUGGCGAAGUCAUAAAGAGCAGGGACGACUCCAUGGUAGCCUCGGCGUUGGUGAGCUACCUGACUGGGCUGCACCAGGCUGGGACUCACCUCUCCUGGGCCGAGAAGUUGAUGGCUGGCGUCCUGCACUUCAACCCCGACAUGUCGAGCUACGGUGCCCGGCGCCUCCCCCAGGGCUGGAGUUUCUGGACCCUGAGGCUCCCCCCGGAGGAGGAAGGCCUGCGGGAGAAAGCGGGCCUGGUGGACGUGUCGCUAGAGUUAGACUCGCCCUGGAUUCGCUUCUUGGACCCUGUGCUGCGUCAAAUGAAAAAGGAGAAACACCCCGAAUACCUGUGGAACUUCACGUGCCCAGAGUACUGCAAGAUGUUCAGCCUACGCCUCCAGGACCUGCCAGUAAGAGCCAAGUUGGUGCCGUAUCAGAUUCGCCUUUCAGGGGCCUCGGUAUACAUGGCGAGGAGGUGGAGGCGGCUGGCCGACGUGCAAAAACGCAGGCAGUGGAAGGCCAACCGCAGCGUCGUCCGCUACGAGAAGCACGCACGCCUGGCAGCCACGUGGACAACUCGGAGCUGCGCGCAGCAAAAUGUGUUCCUGGUCUGCGGGGCUCAGCUCGCGGACAUCAUUUUGGAUCGCGCCUCGCCGGUCGACUUGCGGGAGCUCGACCACGUCCGGGUGGCUCUGAAGCCCCACUGCGUUCCCCGUGUGGUGAUCUCCCCGGCCUGGCUGAUCUGGAGAGAUGGCGCGUGCGCUUGCGAGGACAGGGUGUGCGUGUGGGAGGAGCUCGGCAGGCUGCGCCUCUUCCUGGCCAUGUUCUGGAUCGGUUAUCCGAAGUUUGUAGGCAGAUGUUUCGCUCGAAUAUUCUUUACCUGGGUCUUCCCCUUGCUGCAGCGCUGUGCUGGCACGGAGCAGCUAUCCCCUGACGACCUGUUCCACGUACGGGAAACCGACAAGCCAGAGGCCGUCUUCAAUACCUUUUUUGCGGCAUGGCUUCGACAGCUGGCCCACUCGCGUGGCAGGCGCGCCAGGGAGGGGCGAUCCCUGCUGAAGACGCUCCUGCGAGUGCACCUGCCGCACAUGCGGCUGCUGUGGCUCGGGCGCAUCGUGCAGGAUCCGGACGCGACCGUGUGGCAGGGCCUCGGCAUGGCGGCCGGCCUCCUCGGGGCCCAGGCGCUCUCGGUGGCCCUCGACCAGAACGUGAGCAUCGGCAUGCAGACGGUCGGCCUCAGGAUCCGCUCCUCGCUGACCACGGCCAUCUUCCGCAAGGUCCUGCUCCUGCGCCAGGAUUCCCUGACGAGUUUCUCCACAGGUAGGCUCAACAACAUGAUCACGACGGAUGUGGACAAGGCGCGCCGCGUGGUGCGCUUCAUCCACAUACUGCUCUUGACCGCGCCUGCGCGUAUCGCGAUAUCCAUAGUCGCGCUCUACAAGCUGGUGGGCGUGUCCGUCUUCAUCAGUUUCGGAUGGAUGGGGGUUGUCAUCCUGCUGAAUCCCGCGAUCAUGUACGUCGCGAACAAGCUCGAGGACAGGCAGCAGUCCAUGACCGACGAGCGCGUGCGGAAGGCCACCGAGGUCAUCUCGGCCAUCCAGGUGGUCAAGUGCUACGCCUGGGAGGAGCCCGCCACGAGCCGCGUCGAGGCGGCCCGCAAGGCGGAGCUACUCGCGAUGUGGCGGCUGUAUUGCCUCUACACCGUGAUGGAGGGCCUCUGGAGCAGCAUCGUCCCCGUCACCACCGCGGUGAUGUUCGCCGCAUACUCGCUCCUGAACCCAGGGCAUGGUGCAGCAUUUGUGCCGCAAGGUGUCGUGGGUCUUCCUCAAGGUCUUCGUGGUGUUCGUGCUGGCCACGCCCGCUCGGAGUUGCUCCGCGCGGGUGACGUUUAGAACGUAUGCAUUUUUCCUGACUCC
Prorocentrum cordatum is the source of this 5676-nucleotide messenger RNA. NCBI's taxonomy places the organism in Eukaryota, Dinophyceae, Prorocentrales, Prorocentraceae. The record is from the annotation of a GenBank genome assembly.